Lathyrus oleraceus (garden pea) is the source of this 1142-nucleotide messenger RNA. RefSeq names its product probable lipid phosphate phosphatase beta. The transcript has 2 exons. The coding region runs from base 123 to 800 and encodes 225 amino acids. The record is from RefSeq and is a predicted model, not a curated record. Gene Ontology annotation, molecular function: sphingosine-1-phosphate phosphatase activity. Lineage: Eukaryota; Viridiplantae; Streptophyta; Magnoliopsida; Fabales; Fabaceae.
GUAAAAAUAAUAAUAAACCAAACGGCGUCGUUGUGAACUCCUACACGUUGUUUAGGUUCGUUAGAACACAUGUCCUAUCCAUGACAGCCACCUUUUUGUGAAUAGCCCCGUCAGCGACUGCAAUGGGCCGUAAACCACCCAAAUCCACAGCCGUAGCCCCACCGUUAUUCCGCCGCAUCGCAUCUCUCGACGACAGCAUCUCCCGCUACAUCCACACUUUCACAAGCCCCCUCGCCCCUAAACCCCUCCUACGCUCCCUAGAACACCUCGCCGAUUUCCGUUUAUUUUUCCCCGUAACACUCUCCCUCUUCUUCGCCACUCCCUCUCACUCUCCGCUCCGUCCACACCUCCUCCUCCCUCUCAUCCUCUGUUCCCUCCUCGAUCUCAUCUUCGUAGGUUUCCUCAAGUUCCUAAUCCGCAGACCUCGCCCUUCCUACGCCAUUCACGGCGACUACAGCGCCGUCGUUCCCGUUGAUAAAUUCUCCUUCCCGAGCGGUCACUCCUCCAGAGUAUGUUUCAUCGCCGCAAUCUUUUCACUCUCCCGCGCUCGGAUCGUUGAAGCUGUCGCUGAUCCUAGUCAUCCGCGGCUCGCUUUGCUCGUUCACAGGUGGAUCGAGGGAGACGAAGCUAUGGCAGUUAAUCUGUUGGUUGCUGCAGUUUGGUCUUGGGCUCUGACGACGGUUGUUUCUAGGGUUGUUCUCGGAAGGCAUUAUGUUCUCGAUGUUGGCUUCGGCGCAUGCCUUGGUGUUCUGGAAGCUUUGUUCACCUUACAUUUUCUCAAUUUCACUGUUUUAGUUUGAGGUUCUAAUGGAGCGCAUUGAACUUAUGCUAUUUGAGGGGAUCAAAUCUUUCUAACCAGGAUCCAAUUGAUAAUGAAGACAUGAAUGUUAUAGGACAUUGAGGUCCUGAUUCUCACAAGUAAUUUGUGAACACCUAUAUGACCAACAUCCAGCAAAUACUACUUGGUCUCAAUUCUUUCCUCAUUCAUUAGCUAAAUGGCUCCCUACCUUCAUUGUUGUUUCUUAUUUAUUCCUUGGAAUUUGAAAUUUUUCUUUCCCUAUACUCUCCCCUAUAUGCUUGUAAAUAAUAAAUGUAGACAUGUGAUAUAUAAUCCACGGUAAAGAAGCUCUGUUUUUAAUUUA